This is a messenger RNA of Medicago truncatula (barrel medic), 1651 nucleotides long. Its product is annotated as sorbitol dehydrogenase. Lineage: Eukaryota; Viridiplantae; Streptophyta; Magnoliopsida; Fabales; Fabaceae. Gene Ontology annotation, molecular function: oxidoreductase activity, acting on the CH-OH group of donors, NAD or NADP as acceptor; zinc ion binding. The record is from RefSeq and is a predicted model, not a curated record. The coding region runs from base 203 to 1291 and encodes 362 amino acids. The transcript is spliced from 6 exons.
AACCUAUACAUGGAUUGAUGAGUUGUAACAUGACAUUGGAUUGAUCCUCUAGAUUCAUCUGUUUUGGGUUGAUAUCUAGUUUCCAAAACAAAAAAAAAUAUUAUCCACAUAAUGACUUUGUAAAUCAAUUAAGUCAUAGCUGGAGUGUGUAUAAUAUACACAGAUAUAGAGACUUUGUAAAUUUGAUUUUGAAUUGAGAAAAAUGGGUAAAGGUGGGAUGUCAGUUGAUGAUGAUGUUGAACAACAGAAUAUGGCUGCUUGGCUUGUUGGUUUAAACACUCUCAAGAUUCAACCUUUCAAUCUUCCUUCUCUUGGACCCCAUGAUGUCAGAAUUAAAAUGAAGGCUGUUGGAAUCUGUGGGAGUGAUGUUCACUACCUCAAGACACUGAGAUGUGCAGAUUUUAUAGUUAAAGAACCAAUGGUUAUUGGUCAUGAGUGUGCUGGGAUCAUUGAAGAAGUUGGUAGCCAGGUAAAGACUUUGGUACCGGGUGACCGUGUGGCGAUCGAGCCUGGGAUCAGUUGUUGGCGUUGUGACCAUUGCAAACUCGGCCGAUAUAAUCUAUGCCCUGAUAUGAAGUUUUUUGCUACUCCGCCAGUUCAUGGCUCACUCGCUAAUCAGAUAGUUCAUCCAGCAGACCUAUGUUUUAAACUACCAGAAAAUGUGAGCUUGGAGGAAGGGGCAAUGUGUGAACCCUUAAGUGUUGGCGUUCAUGCUUGUAGGCGAGCUAAUAUUGGACCAGAAACAAAUGUGUUAAUUAUGGGAGCAGGACCUAUUGGACUUGUUACAAUGCUUUCGGCUCGUGCUUUUGGAGCACCUAGGAUAGUCGUUGUGGAUGUGGAUGACCAUCGUUUAUCUGUUGCGAAGAGUCUUGGUGCAGAUGAUAUUGUUAAAGUUUCAACAAACAUUCAGGAUGUAGCUGAAGAAGUGAAGCAAAUUCAUAAUGUUCUGGGAGCUGGUGUGGAUGUUACUUUUGAUUGUGCUGGUUUUAACAAAACCAUGACUACAGCAUUGACUGCUACACAACCAGGUGGCAAAGUUUGUUUAGUGGGAAUGGGUCAUUCUGAAAUGACUGUGCCACUCACCCCAGCUGCUGCAAGGGAAGUUGAUGUAGUUGGCAUUUUCCGAUAUAAGAAUACAUGGCCUCUUUGCCUUGAGUUUCUAAGGAGUGGCAAAAUUGAUGUAAAGCCACUUAUAACUCAUAGGUUUGGAUUCUCACAAAAGGAAGUUGAAGAAGCCUUUGAAACUAGUGCUCGUGGUGGUAAUGCAAUUAAGGUCAUGUUCAACCUUUAGAUAAUAUAUUUUUUUUUUAAGUUAAAUUAGCCCACCCGAAUUGGUACUGGAGAAAAUCGAACCAGAGACUUUGAGGAGAAACACACUCACAAGUUUCAAGUCAAUACCACCAGACCAACUCAAGUGGGAAAAUCGAACCAGAGACUUUGAGGAGAAACACACUCACAAGUUUCAAGUCAAUACCACCAGACCAACUCAAGUGGGUUAUUUAUAUUUUCUUGUUCAUGCCAUUGUUCAAUAUGUAUCUAUAAUUUGGAUUGUGAAUAAAGUGGCUUCAAUAAGAGCAAAUAAAAAAGUUAAGUUGUUUCGAGUUAUUUAAGUUUCAUUAGUGGGAUUUGGAACAUAUACUUUGAAUUAUGA